Molecule: messenger RNA, 1347 nt
Organism: Dioszegia hungarica
Lineage: Eukaryota; Fungi; Basidiomycota; Tremellomycetes; Tremellales; Bulleribasidiaceae
Product: fatty acid desaturase-domain-containing protein
Exons: 4
Coding region: 1-1347 (448 amino acids)
Biological process (GO): ceramide biosynthetic process
Cellular component (GO): membrane
Molecular function (GO): sphingolipid delta-4 desaturase activity
Source: RefSeq, a predicted model, not a curated record
AUGAAUACCCCCGACCUCCUUGCCGCCCGGUAUGCGUCCCUCGCAGAAGACGCUCUCGCCAAGCCGCUACUCUCCCCCUCGGACCUAGACUCAUCGUACGAGCUCUCGGACGACGGGAGCUACGGUCUCGAGGUGGUCAAAGAUGUCCUCUCAUCCAGCGUUUCAUCCGUGAGCGAGGAAGAGGCAUCGGACAGCUCCAUGUCGGAUGCGGAGAAGGAGUCUACAGAGUUUGUAGACCCGUUCCCCGACUUUCAGUGGCAGACUACGGAGGAGCCACAUCGGAGUCGGAGAAUGGCCAUCCUGAAGGCACAUCCGGAGGUCCGCAAGCUCAUGGGCCCAACACCCUGGACUUUCCCCCUCGUCCUCGCUGUCCUCUCCUCCCAACUCGCCCUCGCCUAUACCCUCCGCAACACCUCCCCUUCCCACUACUCCUUCAUACUCACCGCCUACAUCCUCGGUGGGACGCUCAACCAAAACACUUUCCUUGCCAUCCACGAAAUUACCCACAAUCUCGCGUUCCGCUCCAUCCGCGCCAACAAGAUGCUGGCCAUCUUGUCAAAUACGGCUAUUGGCGUGCCCUACGCAAUGGCGUUCAAAGGGUAUCACAUCGAGCACCACAAGUUCUUGGGCGAGGAAGGCAUUGACACGGACCUGCCGAGCAGGCUUGAAGCUGUCAUUUUGAACAAUGUUGCGGGAAAGACGUUCUUCGCCACCUUCCAGAUCCUGUUCUACGCCCUCCGACCUGGAUUCAUCCGGACUCAGAAACCCACCCUAUACCACCUUUACAACUUCGCAUGGAUCAUCGCCACCAACACGGCCAUCGUCUACUUCUGGGGCUGGUCCUCCCUUGUCUACCUCAUCAUGUCGUCUUUCUUCGCCGGCUCGCUUCACCCGUGCGCUGCCCACUUCAUCGCGGAGCAUUACCUUAUGAACGAGGAGGAGGCUGUUCCGGGAUCCGCUCAGGAUCUGGGCAAGGAAACGACGAGUUAUUAUGGCUGGAUGAACAUUCUGUGCUACAACGUCGGCUACCACAACGAGCACCACGACUUCCCCUCUGUCCCCUGGACAAAACUCCCCGCACUCCGCGAAGCCGCCAAAGAGUUCUACGAGCCUCUCCCGUCGCAUGAAUCCUGGCCAUACGUUACCUGGAAGUUCAUCACCGACCCCAAUGUGGGCAUGUGGAGUCGCGCCAAGCGGGAAAGCAAGGGCGGGAAAAUCGAGCAAGGGGUAUGGGCGAGUAUGGCCCGGGGGACAGAAGUGGAGCUGGAGAUGGAUAGCGAGAUGACGGAGGAAGAGGAGGAGAGGGCUUAUGCGAGCGAUAGGGACGACAAGAUCAAGAAUGAGUGA